Corythoichthys intestinalis (scribbled pipefish) is the source of this 1149-nucleotide messenger RNA. RefSeq names its product cysteine three histidine 1 (gene cth1). Gene Ontology annotation, molecular function: metal ion binding; mRNA binding. Bases 158 to 949 code for a protein of 263 amino acids. Lineage: Eukaryota; Metazoa; Chordata; Actinopteri; Syngnathiformes; Syngnathidae. The record is from RefSeq and is a predicted model, not a curated record. The transcript has 2 exons.
ACGAGCAUUUGCACUAUUUGUUUGAGAAGUGCAGGAGAUUAAUGCCCGUCCUCCCUUGUAAAUAACCCCUGUUUUUUUUUUAAUCUUUUUUUUGUUUCAUAAACUCAAUAAUUUCCAGUUCUCAUCCACAAGGAGCUGAGCAACUGCGUGCGCGGCCAUGAUAAAAGCUAGCGGCGAAUCGCUAAGUCUUCCCUCUUGGAAUGAUCAGGAACUGGUAGACGACCUGCUUUCCGGUGACGGGCCCGGCAGAGGCGGUGCGGGAUUUUCCCUGGUCAAGGCCUUACUUCCCGUGUCGGAUCCCCCAUUUGGCACAAUUCAGUGGGCGUGCUCCACCCGCUACAAGACGGAGCUGUGCAUGAGCUACGCCUCCACGGGCUCAUGCCGCUACGCCGAGCGCUGCACUUUCGCCCACGGCCUGUGUGACCUUCACGUACCCUUCCGCCACCCAAAGUACAAGACCAAACCGUGCCGCAGCUACCACGGGCUGGGCCGCUGCCAUUACGGCAGCCGCUGCUGCUUUGUCCACGGCGCCGCGGAGCGUCGGCCGGCGCAACGCGACGAUUUCCGCCACGCCAACGUGCCCUGCCGCACUUUUAGUAAAUUUGGCAUCUGCCCUUACGGGGCGCACUGCCACUUCUUGCAUGUCGAGGGCGCCCCCAAGGAGGCCGGGAAGCCUCAGAGCGCCUUAUGCUACACUUUUAGCUCUUUUGGCUUUUGCCCAUACGGCACGUGGUGCCGCUUCCGCCACGUCCUGCCCGACGCGGUGAAAAGCACCUCGCCCAGCCUGGGGAGUGAAGGCCCGGCCUCGCCCAUGUUAGACUCCCAGUCCGCGUCGCCGUCUGCCUCCCCAAAAGCAAGCUGCGCCACAGCAUUUUCCAGCAGCAUAUUCCAGCGACGUAUGCGGCGAAUGGAGAGCGAGGAGGCCUGCGACAUGUGGGAAUUGCUGUAAUGGCUCUUUGUGUACUUUGAGGGCAAAUUUUUUUUGCACCAUUUUCUUUAGCCCUUUUUUUUUUCCCAAAAAGAUUGCAAAUGUUUUUUUCUUAACAGGCUUGGAGUUGGACUUUCUUAAUGAAUUUUAAAAUGUAAUUUAAUGGACUAAAUUGUGGAUAAAGCGAGGGGAAUGCCUGUUCAUAUGGGAAUAAAAUUACU